Messenger RNA from Paramacrobiotus metropolitanus, 3098 nucleotides. RefSeq lists its product as uncharacterized. The record is from RefSeq and is a predicted model, not a curated record. Gene Ontology annotation, molecular function: calcium ion binding; protein binding. Bases 223 to 2943 code for a protein of 906 amino acids. The transcript is spliced from 7 exons. NCBI's taxonomy places the organism in Eukaryota, Metazoa, Tardigrada, Eutardigrada, Parachela, Macrobiotidae.
UGUCCACAGCACUCGCAUAAAGACAACGUCGAAACAUCUUUUGUCGGCUCACAAGCUAAACUGCAGGCACAGUUGUCUCUCGCAAAAUCUCUUUGUUUUUACAGUUCGAACAUGGUAAUAAUCUAAUAAUCCUGUACCGAAGGAGUUUUUUUUCACACGCAUGACUGUAGAGAACUGAUGACAGUUGAUUUUGCACAAUAGUUUAACUUAGUGGCCGUGAGAAUGUGCCAACUUGUUUUGGGGAUAACAUUAUUCCUGUUUGCCGGCAAUUACAUUAUUCCUGGUCGGAGCUUACUUUUGCAACCUAACGGCCGAUUACAGUACAUGGACUCGCAUCAAUCCAAAACAUCGUCGAUCUCGAACUUUUUACCUCUUUCUUCGCUGCCUCGUCCAGCGGAUAAGCGCUUAUCAUACGCCUUUGAUCGUAUUCAGGCAGGCUGGUAUAACAUUGAUCCCAAUGUCCUUUCGCCGCGUCUAGUCAAUAUGGAAACGGCUGACGAGUGCGUCCAGAACGAAGACUGUCUGGGUGGCCAGUGCGUGCAGGAUAGCAAUAAAGGUCACCGGGUGUGUGCCUGCUUAAGGGAUUCCUUCCGGUACAGCAUUGCCAACGGACUGGAUGUCUGCCUGAAAUGCCGUAAUCUCUCAAAUUCCUGUUCGUUUGACGACGAAUGUCAGUGCUGGGAUAAGCAUGCCGAAUGCAAAAUUAUUGGCAAUCAGUCAAAAGGUCACUGCCGGUGUCGAUCUGCCUAUGUACCGGUGCUAAAUCAGACCACAAAUGAUGUGACUUGCGUAAGACGAGGCGGUAUCAACAGCAUUUGCGAAUCUGACGACGAAUGUCAACAUAUCAGCUUUCUGGAUGCCGCGGGUAAUCCCUUACCGCCGUUUUUCGUCCCCACCGUCCGUGUUCUUCACCGUCCAACCACCUCGACAACCACCACAACUACCACGACCACAACCACGCCGCCGAUCCGGGUGGUGCCCGACAGUUACGCCGCUGUCUGCGUGCCGGUUAUCGACGUGGCCGAAGCUCCGGGUCAGGAUCGCGAAGAGUUGGGACAGCCCAUCCUCAUCGCUCCGGACGAGCACGUUAACCCGGCGAAACCCACGGGGUCACCCGCCACCACGCCUAAACCCCAUGGUCAGCGGAUUCUACCUGACCCAGAAGUGGCCAGUGUCAACGAUUCCUCCAGCACAUGGGACGGCGACUUCAUGAUGUCGGAGGGAGCGGAUAGCGGCGCCAAGACGGUCACGCCCAGUAUUAUUCUACGUACCCGGUUGCUGUAUAAGCGACAGGUGCAAGCAGCAGUAGCAAAUCCUGGGGAGGUGCAGCGUAGCCAGGUUGUGCAGAAUAAUCCCGACCCUAUGGAAAAGACGUGUCAGUGUCCGGAUGGGUUCCAAAUGGUGCCUGGCAAUGAGUACAUGUGCCAGGAUAUCGAUGAGUGCAGUGACCUUUUCCCGGAUUCCGGUUUGGACCCAUGUAAUCCGCUGCGUGUAGCGCAUUCGGCCAGUGUCUGUGUUAAUACGCCCGGCAGUUAUCGCUGCGAGUGUAACGCCACGUUUGCCAUUUCCAAUGGAAUGCCGCCUUCUGGCAUCUGUUGCGAAGACGGAUACAUUCCUUGCUUGGAUGCCACAAAAUGUGUGCCUUUAGAAAACUUAUGCGACGGUGUUCCCAACUGUGCAACCGACUGCAGCGAUGAACUUUACCCUUUUUGCAAUUUUAAUACGCGACGACCUUUUCCCGACCUAACCCGUUACCCGCAGUGUCAUGAACCUGAUCUGGAAAUCCCUCAACGUUUCGAGCCGGAAGCUGCUCCCAUUCCCGUACCGGUGCCCGGACGCGGCACAGUUCUAACCGAUUCCCGACAAGAAGACAAUAUCCCACUAUCAGCAACGAAAACCGAACAGACCCAUCACUUCAGCCUCCCCGGCACCGAUAUCAUCGACAUCCAAACCCAAGACAGUACCGCAGAUCCGCAGUUAGAAGGCCCCGGUGUCUUCGCCGAAGGCUCCAUGUUGGAUUCCGUUUUCCAGGCCGAAGCGAAGGAAAACGUCACCACCUUACCUUCCACAGCGCGACCGGUUCCUUCCACUCCGAUCUCUAAGGUUAAGGUCACUUCACCUAAGCCCGAUGACAUCAGCGAAAAUGACGUGCACACAUUGCCUCCAACAUCCCUUAAUGUCAGUAAGACCAGUACAACAGCCACACCCAUCAGUGCAACGAAGAUACCAGGUAACGGAAAUGGUCGCGUAACAAUGGCUUCCAGCGUGCCACCGACACGAGCCACCACACCGCCACGCAGUACCCGCACCACAACUGUGCCCACUAUUUUUACGACAGUCGGCGUUACGACCAACACCGUCCCCUCAAAAGCGCAGACGGCCAACGAUACCGCGGACGGACAGCCCACAAAGGUCACUCCCUGCGACCGGAACACGACGGCCACCAUGCAGGCCACCAUCACGCCGACCACCACGAAGAAGCCCACUCCGCCGGCAGUGAUUGUCUCCGCCGAUUCGCCCACCGUGGCAGUAAAGCCGGCACUGAUCAGCCCCAGUCAGGGUCACAUUAAGCCGCAUUCCGCGGCGCACCCACCGCGUCGUAUCCAGGGCAAUCUGCAGGCAGCACUGGCCAGUGCGCUCAGCUCCAAGGCAAUCGGCAUUAAUCCAGUGGGUGCAGCGCCGUCCAAAUCCAACCGGCCGUCGCCUAUGGUAGCGCUGGCUAAUUCACUGGGGGAUAUUGAUCAGAUUGAGCCCUCUUUUGCAGUUGUACCGGUCAUCCAGGAAUCCAUCGGAAGUGCUACGCUUACUCCGUCGGAGCGUGAUCAGUUGAAACCGUUGAAGCCGCGCGAUGAGGAGCAGUCACCGGAUCGCCCACCUAACCCACUGCCGACUCUGCCGGCCAACAUCACCGCAGCGCUCUUUCUCGGCUAUACACUCAUUUAAAGCGGAGGAUUCUUCGCCCACGCGGUUAACCUGUUUAAUUUUGUAAAUUUACAUCUGUACAUUGUUAGUGUUCGUAAGCUUUUGACAGCUCAGGCUCUUUAGCUGCAAGCAUGCGUACAUUUUCAGAAAAUUAUAGAACAUAUUAAAAACUAAUA